UGCUUACAAUGUGUCUCACCAAAUUUCCCGGCAACAAUGGUCCAUACACAGUCUUCCUCCAAUUAACAAUAUAAUAACCAGAUUUCAUUUUUCUCUCUUUGUUUUUUCUUUUCUUUUUUUUUUUUUUUUCUCUCUCUCUCUCUCUCUGUGUCUAGAACCCAUAAUCAGCUCAGCUCCUCCUCUUCAUCGCUUCCCUUUUAUUUUUCUGAUAUAAGGAUAAAGAUCCAACAACACUGAUAGAAUGGCUAUCAGCUAUAAAUACUGGGAUGACUGCGUUGAUCCCCAGGACAUGGAAGCAUUGUGGAAUACUCCGGAAGUGAGUGCUGAAUGGUUAGAUGCUGGAGAGACUAGAAAAAAGAAGGUUCACCUCUCACGUGAUCCUGAUGGACAGCCUUACUUGACGCAAACUGAGAUGAAGGCUGUGGUUGAUAUAGUUCUCCGCAGGCAUUUUGGUUCAGAAAUAGACCCUGCAAUGAUAUGCGCUCUUGCCGAACUUGAAAGUGAUAGACAGCCUCUUGCUACACGGUAUAACAAGAAAAUUAAGGAGACCACUGUUGGGAUCAUGCAGCUUUUACCAAAAACUGCCGAAUGGUUGGUUAGAGAUUUGCACUAUCAGUCAUAUCAAGUAGAAGAGAAUCCAGAUAUUCUGUUCAGGCCUUUCGUAAAUGUGUAUUUCGGUGCUGCCUAUCUUAAGUGGUUAUCAAACUUUGAGGAGAAAGAGAGGAGUGAAGAGUUUGUCGUUAGGUCGUAUAAAGGUGGUACAAAAAAGGCAAUUCACAAAUCAACUUUACCUUAUUGGCAACGCUACCUUAUGGUCAAGGACAGUCUUCCAUUCAGAAAACUUCUGCUAAAUGAGGCUUCUGCUUCCGGUGCUGCUGCUGCUCCUCCUGUAACCUCUGCAUCUCCUGUAACUUCUCCGGAUUUGGCACCGAAUUCACAAAAAGCAGGUGUUGUUUACACAUACUGGGACUCAAGAGCUUCUCCUGAGCACAUGGAGGAUAUGUGGAACCAUCCUGAAGUCCUUAAAGAAUGGAGCAAAUGUGGAGAGAAACGGGGAAAAGUCCGCUUCUCCCAUGAUGAAAAGAAGAGACCAUAUCUGUCUCGGGUAGAACUGAAGGCAGUUGCAGAAAUCAUACUUUUCAGGCACUUUAGUACAUAUAAAGUUCAACCAACAAUUCUUUGUGCUCUUGCAGAGGUUGUGAGCAUGCGCUUCGUGAAUGGGGUUGGACCACGAGCUGGAAUUAUGGGACUCGAUUAUUCAACUGUUUUAUGGCUUUACACGGAGUUGGGAUUCAGGGCUUUUAAAGUUGAUUCUGUCGAUGAUCUAACGAAGCCAUUUCUGUCCAUGUACUUCGGUGCAGCAUAUUUCUUAUGGCUAUCGCAAUACGAAGGGAGGGAAAGAGCUCCACAGUUCAUUGUUCAAGCUUAUAUAGUAGGGCCAAAGAAUGUGAAUUUCCAAGAGAAAGGUCCAAUGUGGCUCAAGUUUGAGGAAGCCUUGAGCAAUUAUGGUGAAACAAAGAAGGAUCAAGGGAGCUGCUUCAUCAUGUAAGAAGAAAAAUAGCACACCCUCAAACCAGCCGUCAAUUCUUCAUUUUGCGUUGUCCUGUAUCAUCGAAAAAUUUUCCAACAAACUGAAAUGAAUUUUUAUGAAUAUUGUUGUUAUAUAGAAAUGUUAUGUUUUUCUUU
Ziziphus jujuba (common jujube) is the source of this 1686-nucleotide messenger RNA. RefSeq lists its product as uncharacterized. The transcript has 13 exons. The record is from RefSeq and is a predicted model, not a curated record. The coding region runs from base 242 to 1549 and encodes 435 amino acids. NCBI's taxonomy places the organism in Eukaryota, Viridiplantae, Streptophyta, Magnoliopsida, Rosales, Rhamnaceae.